AUGGGUUGUUGGUUUUCAAAAGAAAAUGUGUCACAACCAUCCGCAGAACUAAACGAUAUUCAUUUACAAAUAACAAAUAAAUCAAAAGACGGUCCAAUUUCUUCCGAAAAUCAGAUUAAUAAAUCACAUGCCAAUGGUGUUGAUAAGAUUCGCCAAAAAAAUCAGUUUGGGUCUGAAAAAGUUUUCGUCGCGAUAUAUGAUUAUGAUGCACGUACAGAUGAAGAUCUAACAUUUCGAGUUCAUGAUUUACUUAUUGUUCUUGAUGACAGCCAGGAUGGUUGGUGGUUAGCUAAACAUUAUACAAAUGGUUUAAAAGGUUACAUUCCAGCCACUUAUGUUGCUGCACAUGGUGGUCUUGCUGUUAAUGAAUGGUUUCAUAAUAAUGUUCUUCGGAAAGAAGCUGAACGUUUACUAUUAAUUCCAUCAAAUCCCCGUGGAACAUUUCUUGUUAGAAAUUCAGAAAAUGCUCCUGGUCCUUAUUCCUUAUCAGUUCGUGAUGUAGAUGAACAACGUGGUCCACAUGUAAAACAUUAUAAAAUUCGUUUUCCUGAUGAAAAAAUCGGUUAUUAUAUUGCUACACGUCGUGCAUUCAAAUCAUUAGAAGAUCUAAUUGAUUAUUAUAGAAAAAAUUCUGACGGUCUAUGUUGUCAAUUAUCACUUCCAUGUCCAAGACCAAAACCAACAACAUCAACAAUAUCAAAAGAUGUUUGGGAAGUACCAAGAAAUUCACUUCAAUUCAUUAAAAAACUUGGUCAAGGAAUGUUUGGUGAAGUAUGGGCUGGUAAAUGGAAUAAUAAAAUUGAUGUUGCCAUAAAAACGAUGAAAGCUGGAACAAUGUCAACACAAGCUUUUGUUGAUGAAGCAAAUAUUAUGAAAAAAUUACGUCAUGAUAAACUUGUACAAUUAUAUGCUGUUUGUACAGAACCAGAAGAUCAACCCAUUUAUAUUGUAACUGAAUUAAUGGGCAAUGGCAGUUUAUUAGAUUUUCUUCGAGAUGGCUCUGGUCGUGAACUUAAAUUACCUGCACUUGUUGAUAUGGCUGCACAGGUCGCUUUUGGUAUGGCUUAUUUGGAACAUGAACAUUAUAUCCAUCGAGAUUUAGCAGCUCGAAAUGUACUUGUUGGAGAAAAUGGCGUUGUUAAAAUUGCUGAUUUUGGUUUGGCUCGUAUUAUUAAUGAAGAUCAAUAUGUUGCUAAAGCUGGCGCGAAAUUUCCAAUAAAAUGGACUGCUCCUGAAGCAGCUAUCUAUGGAAAAUUUACAAUAAAAUCUGAUGUAUGGUCAUACGGUAUAUUACUCUAUGAACUCGUAACACAUGGUCAAGUGCCAUAUCCUGGUAUGGCUAACCGUGAAGUUCUUGAACAAAUUCAACGUGGCUAUAGAAUGCCUCGUCAUGAAAAUUGCCCUGAAAAAAUCUAUGAUUAUAUGUUACGUUGUUGGGAUUCUUCACCUGAUAAUCGUCCAACAUUUGAACAUUUACACUUAUUCUUUGAUGAUUAUACGGCUUCAGCUGGUCCUCAAUAUCAUAGCCAGAAUUAA
Molecule: messenger RNA, 1536 nt
Organism: Adineta steineri
Lineage: Eukaryota; Metazoa; Rotifera; Eurotatoria; Adinetida; Adinetidae
Source: the annotation of a GenBank genome assembly